Messenger RNA from Momordica charantia (bitter melon), 1742 nucleotides. RefSeq names its product phosphatidate cytidylyltransferase 2. Gene Ontology annotation, cellular component: endoplasmic reticulum membrane. Lineage: Eukaryota; Viridiplantae; Streptophyta; Magnoliopsida; Cucurbitales; Cucurbitaceae. The record is from RefSeq and is a predicted model, not a curated record. Gene Ontology annotation, molecular function: phosphatidate cytidylyltransferase activity.
UCGAAUUCCAACCGUCCUUAUUCAAGAAAUCGAUUUGCGUGCUUUCUCAUCCCCAAAUUAUUCGUAUUCGGUCCCCUCUUUCUUCUGCCUCUCCUUCGUUUUCCUUUCUACCGUGCUCUCCUAUCAACCAAAACUCACCAGGGAACAGUUAUUGUGCAGCUAAUGAUUUUUAGGAUCCAGUGAUAACUGAUAAGUGCAUUUCUGAGUCCUCACCAUGAUAAACGACAACAGUACCAAUAAUCCGUCGACUCCUGGUGGCCGGACUCGGCAUCGGAGGCGGCCAAGUGAUGUUAUUUCGGACGAUGGCAAAGGCAAACCAAGUGAAGGCAAUUUACUUGUUAAUGACCACAAUAAAUACAAAUCGUUCUUGAUCCGUGCAUACUCAACCAUUUGGAUGAUUGGGGGUUUUGCAUUGAUUAUAUACUUGGGGCAUCUCUAUAUUACGGCCAUGGUUGUUGUCAUUCAAGUUUACAUGGCGAAGGAACUGUUCAACCUACUCAGGAGAGCUCGUGAGGAUACACGUCUACCAGGAUUCCGACUAUUAAAUUGGCACUUCUUCUUCACGGCAAUGCUAUUUGUGUAUGGUCGCAUUUUAAGUCAGCGGCUUGUUAAUACUGUCACUUCAGAUAAAUUUUUAUAUCAGCUAGUGAGCAGUCUCAUCAAGUACCAUAUGGUUAUCUGUUAUUCCUUAUACAUUGCAGGUUUUAUGUGGUUCAUUCUUACUUUAAAGAAGAAGAUGUACAAAUAUCAAUUUGGCCAGUAUGCAUGGACGCAUAUGAUUCUAAUUGUCGUUUUUACACAGUCCUCUUUCACAGUAGCCAAUAUUUUUGAAGGAAUCAUCUGGUUUCUCCUACCAGCAUCACUUAUUGUUAUCAAUGACAUUGCUGCCUAUAUAUUUGGUUUCUUCUUUGGAAGAACACCUUUGAUCAAGUUAUCUCCAAAGAAAACUUGGGAGGGAUUUAUAGGAGCCUCUAUUAUGACUAUCAUAUCUGCUUUUGGCCUUGCUAAUGUCAUGGGUCGUUAUCAGUGGCUUACUUGUCCAAGAACGGAUUUAUCAACUGGUUGGCUUCACUGUGAUCCUGGUCCUUUGUUUAAGUCCGAAUAUUUCACUUUACCAGGAUGGACUCCUGAUUGGUUUCCAUGGAAGAAAGUAAGCAUAUUGCCAGUUCAAGGACAUGCAUUAUGUCUUGGUUUAUUUGCAUCAAUAAUUGCUCCUUUUGGAGGCUUCUUUGCGAGUGGUUUCAAAAGAGCUUUCAAAGUCAAGGAUUUUGGUGAUAGCAUCCCUGGGCAUGGUGGAAUUACAGAUAGAAUGGAUUGUCAGAUGGUGAUGGCUGUAUUCGCUUACAUAUAUCAUCAAUCAUUUGUUGUGGCUCAGAGCCUAACUGUUGACACAAUCUUGGAUCAGAUACUCAUGAAUCUCACAAUCGAGGAACAAGCAGCUCUUUACUUGAAGCUUGGGCAAAUCUUGCAACAGCGGAUGGUUGGCUAGAACUAGAAUCUGAUGCCUUCGUUCUCUCUUAUUGUUUUAGAAAGCUUGGACAUUGUACCUUAGUGAAAUGAAGGAAAAUACCAUAUAAUGAUUUAUUCUUGCUGUCGUCCCACCUUUCAUAUAUGGCAUGCCCUAGAAAUUAUUCAUAAAUGAUUGAAUAAUCUUGUCGGAUAGCUUGAUUAAAUGUUUUAUUUUCAGCUAUGUAAACAGUAAAUGUAUUAUAUUACUAUAUAGGAUUUUUAAUGUUAAUGUA